AUGAACGCGCCGGGGCACGCGCGCGGCGCGUUCGACCUGGCGGACGGGUCGGCGAUGGAAUUCGUUGGACACGUUCGAUCGACGGUCGAACGGGUGUUCGAUGUGAGUGAUGGGGCGAUUGCGGUCGAUGGUGGGUCGUCGAUGCGGGACGCGAUGAUGGCGGUGCAGGCGGAGGAGCGCGCGGCGAAGAUUGCGAGCGGAGAGAUACAGGCGCCGCAGCGCAUGGAGGGUUGGCUCGCCCCGGUCUCGAAUGCGCUGGAGGAUUUAUUAUUCACGAUCAAGGGUCAAUUAUUAGAUCUCGGGGUGCCGUAUCCGACGGGGAACGCGAUCAUCAUCGUCACGAUUUUGGUGAAGAUGGUGACGUAUCCGCUGACAAAGGAUCAAGUGGUGAGCUCGCUCAACAUGAAGAACUUGCAGCCACAGAUCGCGGCGAUUCGCGAGAAGUAUGAGGACGACCAGGAGCGAAUGAACAAAGAGAUCAAUCGCGUGUACGAGGAGAACGGUGUAAAUCCGCUCGCCGGCUGCGGUCCAGCGCUGCUGUCGUUCCCCGUGCUCGCGGGUUUGUACAGGGCGUUUAACAACGCCGGCAUCGACGGAGCGUUCGAUGAGCCUUGGUUUUUCCUUCCGUCUCUCGCAGGACCUACGGACGCGAGAGAUCUUAGUUGGUUACUCCCGCUCGACGCGGACCUGGCGCCGCCGAUCGGUUGGGACGACGCUUCGCUAUAUUUGCUGUUUCCAAUCAUGACGACGCUCUCGCAGUUCGUCAGCAUGGAGGUGUUGAAACCGGAGGAGGAUGAAAAGACGAAAGAGAUGCAAAAUCAGUCGGUGUUGUUGAAAUUGUUGCCGUUCUUCAUCGGUUACAUUUCGCUCACCGUUCCGGCGGGGUUGGCGCUGUACUGGUUCUGGAACAACGUUUUUACGACAGGGAUCCAGGUGUACUUGCGCAACGGCGGCGCCGUGGCCACCGUUGAGGCCACGGAGGUGCGCAUUAAGAUCCCGCUAGGAUGUGUUGUCAUUCCGGAAGACGCGGAAAUCCUACCGGCGGACUACAAGCCCGAAGGCCCGAGCGUCGUCUGGGACGAAGAAUGGCUGGCGAACUGGCAACAGGAGCAAAUCGAAGCGGCGCCAGACGCCGCGUUUGAGAACGCCUUGGCGGCUGGUAUGUCCGAGGAAGAAGCGAAGAACAUGGAAGAAAUGCUUCGUAAUCGUUUGCCACGUAAGAAAUCUAUAGCGGAGCGCAAGUUGGCGACGGAGACCGAGUUGAAGGCCCUCAUUCGAGAAUACAAGGCAAAGGAUGAUGCAGAAACCGUCAAGGUGUUGGAAGACGGGCUCGAGGCGCUUCGAGCUUACAAAGCGGAGCUCAAGUUGAAGGCGGAGACGGAUGAGCUCGGCGUAGAAGAUAUCACCAUGGCGUGA
Messenger RNA from Ostreococcus tauri, 1416 nucleotides. RefSeq names its product Membrane insertase YidC/Oxa1, C-terminal. The record is from RefSeq and is a predicted model, not a curated record. Gene Ontology annotation, biological process: protein insertion into membrane; protein localization to chloroplast; thylakoid membrane organization. NCBI's taxonomy places the organism in Eukaryota, Viridiplantae, Chlorophyta, Mamiellophyceae, Mamiellales, Bathycoccaceae. Gene Ontology annotation, molecular function: membrane insertase activity. The transcript has a single exon. Gene Ontology annotation, cellular component: chloroplast thylakoid membrane. The coding region runs from base 1 to 1416 and encodes 471 amino acids.